CGUUGGUUCCCUCCACUUGACCUGGGCGCUCACACAGCCGCCGUUUUUGUUUUUAUUUCGUGGCCGAAUGACUCGCCUGUUUCCCAGACGAAGGCUAUUUAAGAGCCGUUAAAGCACCAAGUGCCAUCAAGCCCUCACAGCUAAUCUCACUUCAGCAAUGUUUGCUCGUAUCUCAUCUUUGGCUGCUCUCCUCACUCUUGCGACAGCCACAGUCCUUCCCCGCGGGGGUGGUGACGGUGCCGCUUGCAGUGCUACUGGUACCGCGCAAUGCUGCGAGUCUACUCAGAGCCCCAGCGACUUGAGUCCCAGCGUCGUGACCCUCUUGGGCCUCCUCGGAGUCGUCGUCGGUGAUCUCACUGCCAAUGUUGGUCUGACCUGCAGCCCCAUCUCUGUUAUUGGUGUUGGUGGAACGAACUGCGAUGCGCAAACCGUCUGCUGCGACAAUAACAAUUACAACGGUGUCGUUGCCCUCGGUUGCACUCCCAUUAAUAUCGGCCUCUGAGGGACCGGGGACA
This is a messenger RNA of Desarmillaria tabescens, 515 nucleotides long. RefSeq names its product hydrophobin-251. Gene Ontology annotation, cellular component: fungal-type cell wall. The record is from RefSeq and is a predicted model, not a curated record. Gene Ontology annotation, molecular function: structural constituent of cell wall. Lineage: Eukaryota; Fungi; Basidiomycota; Agaricomycetes; Agaricales; Physalacriaceae. The coding region runs from base 158 to 502 and encodes 114 amino acids. The transcript has 4 exons.